Messenger RNA from Aspergillus calidoustus, 1575 nucleotides. Lineage: Eukaryota; Fungi; Ascomycota; Eurotiomycetes; Eurotiales; Aspergillaceae. The record is from the annotation of a GenBank genome assembly.
AUGGCCACUCUGGCCAUGUCGGAGCCCUCAUCACCCUCAUUUCCAAAGCACCGGCCCAAGGCAUGGGCCCUGCGCUGCGAACGGUACUGCUGCGUAGCCGCUACCUACUUCCCGCUCGCCUUUGUUUAUAGCUUGACGACAUGGGCGGUAUAUGUCGAAGCGAGCGUGGGCUUGCGACCGUCAGAUAGUCCUUGGAUCGGGUUACCAAGCUCGAUCCUCGGAGUCGUCCUUUACCUAUGUCUCAAUAUCUCCUACACAACCGCCGUCUUCACGGACCCCGGGUCACCCCUCCUUGGCCGGUCUCGAGGGAAUAGCCGGCAUCAAUACAGCGCUUUGCCGAUCACUGAGCUACCAGAAUAUACCUCAUACACGGUGAACUCCACGGGCGGAUCUCGAUUCUGCAAGAAAUGCCAGUGCCCGAAGCCGGAUCGGGCGCACCACUGUUCGACGUGUAAGCGAUGCGUCUUGAAGAUGGAUCACCAUUGUCCAUGGCUUGCUACCUGCGUGGGAAUGUACAACUACAAAGCGUUUCUGCUUUUUCUGAUAUAUACAUCGCUGUUUUGCUGGGUGGAUUUCGCGGUGGCGGCGACCUGGAUCUGGACAGAGGUCUUCAAUGAGACGCACUAUAUGGAUGGAAUUUUGCCGGUGAAUGUGGUAUUGCUCUCGAUUCUAGGGGGUAUUAUCGGGAUAGUUCUAACGGGCUUCACGGCUUGGCACAUCAGCCUAGCUGUUCGUGGUUUGACCACGAUCGAGUGCUUAGAGAAAACACGCUAUGUUUCACCGUUGCGAAGGGCGCUGGACCGCCCUCGCCGCGAGCUCAAUAACGAGCACCGGGAAGGACUCGGCGGGCGACUACAAAGCUACGGCAAUCAAAUCCUCGACGCACACGCGAAUGCCAUACCGGGAGUAACGCGCCCGGAAGAAGGCGAAGACCAAACUCCGGAUAUUGAGAACAUGACACCCGCACAGCAAGCCCUAUCCCGGUCCUACGCAGACCUAGAGCGUCAACGCGAACAUGACCGAUAUCAAGACUACCUUGCCGAACUCGACAACGAAAAGAUGCCCAACGCAUUCGACCUCGGCUGGCGCCGGAACCUCCUCCACCUCUUCGGCGACCGCCCCCUCCUCUGGUUCGUCCCCAUCCCCACAACAACCGGCGACGGCUGGGUCUGGGAGCCGAGCCCGAAAUUCCUCGAAGCGCAAGAACGCGUCCGCGAGCGACGCGAGCAAGUCAUCGCCGAACAGCGCGAGAAUGAACGUGACAUGUACAUGCGGAACAUGAACACUAGCCGCGCCGCAUGGCUCGGCUCGGAGCUGCCGCAGGGCUGGACGCCCGAUCAACCGCUGGGAGUUUUGGCUGCAGGAGGUGGUAUUAGGGACCCCGAGCGGCCACCGACGGGGGUAUCAAUGAAGACGCUGCCACCGAUGUCGCCGAGACCAAGACCUGGGGAGAUUGAUUAUGGGGAUGAUUCUGACGCAAAUCAGGAUUUCUCGCUUGCGUCUAGUACGGGGAUAGUAGAAGCGGGAAUGGGGAAUCAUGGGACCAGAGAGGAUGAAUGGCGCGAUUGGGAUUAA